AGUUCUCUCUGUGCUGUAGCCUGAACUGCGCCGUGGCAGGAUCUGUCUGGAUAGCCAACAGAGGCCCAAUCUCUCAGGAUGUACCGGUUCAUAUGUAUAGCAAUAUUAACUGUAAACCUUAUUCCUAGCUGCUUCGCGGACACUAAUUUAAAUGUAGGAUUAGAACCGUACGAUCUACUUUUCGACAAUGCAGUUGAAGCUUACUACAAGGCGGACUGGAUAUCUGUAAUUCUGAACAUGGAGCGAGCGCUUCGAAACAAGGGGACCGUUCGCCGUGUGAGGGCGCAUUGCCGGCUUUCUUGCGCCAACCAGACCGACUUUGGUGAGCCCGUACCGGGCGUUGGUAUUCCAAUCCCCGGUAGUGGCUCCGUGGAAGAUCUCAGCUUCUUUCAGAACAUUUUGAAGCGGGCUGAUUGUGUUAAUUCCUGCGAAAGCGAGAAACUGGGAUACCAGUCUCUUCACAAAAUCAGUGCAGAAGUGGAACUUGAGUUUCGGAAGAGGUCACCCUAUAACUAUCUUCAAGUAGCUUACUUCAAGAUUAACAAGCUGGAUAAGGCAGUGGCAGCCGCUUACACCUUCUACCUGGCCAACCCUGAUCACAUGGAAAUGAGGCAGAACCUGGAGUACUACAGGAUGAUGGCAGGAGUCAAGGAGACCGACUUCAAAGACCUGGAAGCUAGGCCGCACAUGGAGGAGUAUCUGGAUGGAAAGAAGAUGUACAGCGAGGAUAAUUUCGCCCCCGCGAUCGAACACUUUGAAGGGGCCGUGACUGAGUAUUUCUUCACUAACCAGGAUUGCAGGGCUCUGUGUGAAGGAGCCUAUGACUAUGAUGGCUACAACUACCUGGAGUACAGUGCUGACCUCUUCCAGGCCAUGACAGAUCACUACGUACAGGUUCUGAACUGCAAGCAGAACUGUGCCCUGGAUCUGGCAACCCUGCCUGGCACGGACAAAUUGGUGGAAGAUUUCCUGCCAUCUCACUUCAAUUACCUACAGUUCUCAUACUACAACACUGAAAACUAUGAGCGAGCCAUUGAGUGUGCCAAGACAUACCUGCUCUUCCACCCGGAGGACGAAGUGAUGAGGCAGAACCUGGACUUCUAUUCAGCCACGCUGGGAGAAGACAAGGCUGCAGGCAUCUCUGCAAGAGAGGUGAUACAGCAGCAUUUCAGACAAUCCUUGUUGGAAAAAGAACUGCUUUAUUUUGCAAAUGAAGUCUUUGGCAUAACCUUUGUUGAUCCGGACAAGUGGACCCCUGCUGAAGUGAUGCCUCUGAAACUGAGAGAGAAACAGAAGACAGAACGGGAAACAGCGGCACGAAUCACAGAGGAAAUCGGGAAUCUGAUGAAGGAGAUCGAGACCUUGGUGGAGGAGAAGAGUAAGGAGUCGAGCGAUCUCACCAAGGUGGUGCGAGAAGGCGGCAAUGUGCUGUAUGAUGACAUCACCAUCACCAUGACGUCCAAGAACCUGAACGGCACUGAGAGAGUGGUGCUGGAUAACGUGAUCACCGAGGAUGAGUGCAGGGAGCUUCACCGCCUUUCCAACGAGGCUGCCCAGAUGGGCGAUGGCUACAGGGGAAAGCCCUCUCCUCAUUCUCCCAGCGAGAAGUUCCAGGGAGUCACCGUCCUCAAAGCUCUCAAGCUGGGGCAGGAGGGGAAGGUUCCCCUGAAGAGUGGCCGGCUGUUUUUCGACCUCAGUGAAAAGGUGCGCAGGAUCCUGGAGUCCUAUUUCCGCCUGGAGACCACUCUCUACUUCUCCUACACCCACCUGGUGUGCCGCUCGGCCAUAGAUGAGAAACAGCAAGGUCGGGAUGACCUCAGUCACCCUGUUCACGUGGACAACUGCCUUCUGGUGUCAGAGCUGAACGAGUGCAUUAAGGAGCCACCCGCCUACACGCACAGAGACUACAGCGCCAUCCUCUAUCUGAACGAUGACUUUGAAGGCGGCGACUUCCUCUUCACAGAGCUUGAUGCCAAAACGGUCACUGCAGUGGUCAGGCCCCAGUGCGGCCGGGUGGUGGGCUUCGGGGCGGGGAAGGAGAACCCCCACGGGGUGAAGGCUGUCACCAUGGGCCAGAGGUGUGCUGUGGCCCUCUGGUUCACUCUGGACCCCCGACACACUGAGAAGGAGCGGAUCCAGGCAGAGGACCUCCUGAAGAUGUUAUCCAGCCCCCUGAAUGCAGAGUUCCAGAGACCACCAACGGACCCUGAGCCCGCCCAGUCCGACCAAUCAGCCAAAGAGACAGGGGAGCAGCCAAUCACAGAGACCGACAAACAGGCGAGUGAACAGGCUGAUACACAGGCUGACAAAUCAACAGACAAUGAAGCCAGCCAAUCAGAUGACGAAAAAACAGACCAAGAGACAGAAGAAAAAGAUAGCCAAUCAACAGACACAACGGUUGACCAACCAACGGACAAAAAAGACAGCCAAUCAACAGGCACAAAGGUUGACCAACCAACGGACAAAAAAGACAGCCAAUCAACAGGCACAAAGGUUGACCAGCCAACGGACAAAAAAGACAGCCAAUCAACAGACACAAAGGUUGACCAGCCAACAGACAAAAAAGACAGCCAAUCAACAGACACAACGGUUGACCAACCAACGGACAAAAAAGACAGCCAAUCAACAGGCACAAAGGUUGACCAGCCAACGGACAAAAAAGACAGCCAAUCAACAGACACAAAGGUUGACCAGCCAACAGACAAAAAAGACAGCCAAUCAACAGGCACAAAGGUUGACCAGCCAACGGACAAAAAAGACAGCCAAUCAACAGGCACAAAGGUUGACCAGCCAACAGACAAAAAAGACAGCCAAUCAACAGACACAAAGGUUGACAAGCCAACCGACAAAAAAGAACAAGCAAAAGCAAAAAAAGAGGUCAAGAAAUCGAACAAACAGCCUGCCAAACCGAAGCAGAAGUCAGCAGAAAAAACAGACGGUAAGCAGAAGGACAAGCAGGCUGUCAAAGACAAGGCCAAACAGUCUGAUAAAGCGAAGGUGAAAGUGGCGGUGAAAAAGGACAAGCCUGCCGCCAAAACGACAGACAAGAAAAAGGACAAACCGCCAGUCAAAAAGGCCGGCAGUGACUCAGGGACGGUUGCCAAGGCAACCGACACAAAGCAACCGAAAGCCAAGAGCUCAGAGCCGCACAAAGACUCUGCGGACUCCAAAGCUGAGGCCAGCUCGACAGUAAACUCUGAAAAGGACAAGGAUGAAUUAUGAGAGAACUCCUGUGUUCAAUUUGUUUCUUUUUUUUUUUUAAUACACUUUUGGUUUUGGGGUGGGGUGUUUUGUACAAAGAUGUGUGGGAUUGUUACACAAGUGCCUUUUUCUGUUCACUACAAAGGGGUUGAAAGUGGGCAAAUUUUGAAACAAUAGCCAUUUCCUGAGCUUUGCGCUAACUGUAUAUAUGGCAGAAAAUGGAUAUUGGGUUUGUGUUCAAAGAUGUGCUGCCUUUUGAGGUACUAAGUAUUAUUUUAAUAUCAUGUCUUUCCCUUUUGUUUUUUGUUUUCAAACGAUGACCAGAUGAGACUAUGCUCCCAGAGAAAGAAAAUUGUAAUGAAUAAAAUCUGACCUUUUUUUAAAUAAUGCUGAACAUUACUUCUUUUUGACAAUGGCAAAAAAGGUGUUUUAUUUUUAACUGUAUAGGGUGCAGUAAAUAUUGCAAUAUAAAUCUUCAGUCACUCAUUAAACAAAUGAGUCAGAAAAUCUUUGUCACUGCACCACCUAAAUACACCACUAGAUGGCAGGAGGGACUCACCAUUCUUCCUGGUUCUGACAUCGUCUUCCUCUCCCCAUCUAAACUAGUGAAGAUGCAGAAACCUUGGGUUCACAUUCUUAGUGAGCUGACCUACAGAUGUGAAGAAAGAUCUACUUUGCAAAAUGUUUUCUUUAUUCUUGUUCCUUCCCAAAAUUAGAUAUGCAGCGACUGGGAGAAAAUAGCCUUUGGAUUAUGCAAUAAUCUGUUCUGCAGAGUAAACAUGACUUAUGUUUUUUGAAAUGCUGACCGCAUCAUGUAUCCCCUCAAGGACCAAAAUGGCAGCCCGUUGAAUUAUAAAAUCAGGUCAACCAAGCUCUCCUGGAAUAUAAAAUGCCACUG
Molecule: messenger RNA, 4099 nt
Organism: Conger conger (European conger)
Lineage: Eukaryota; Metazoa; Chordata; Actinopteri; Anguilliformes; Congridae
Gene: p3h1
Product: prolyl 3-hydroxylase 1
Exons: 15
Coding region: 79-3222 (1047 amino acids)
Biological process (GO): collagen metabolic process
Cellular component (GO): endoplasmic reticulum
Molecular function (GO): L-ascorbic acid binding; protein binding; procollagen-proline 3-dioxygenase activity
Source: RefSeq, a predicted model, not a curated record